AUGGACCUGACUCCAAGGUCCGAAAGGGCUGCCCAUGCCUCUGGCGAUGAUGGAAAAGUCCUUGGGAGAUUCACUGCCCUGAAAGAAUGGCUCUAUCGCGAUCCCGCGAGCCCCAAGGCGCUGCAGACGCCCACGACACCUAGGAGCCCUGAUCUCCCCAAACAUUCUGAACCAUCUGCUCUGAAGCAUGUCGCAAUUCAAGACAACGUCGCUGUAAUCACUGAGCAUCCCAGUUCCGUUCUGGCCAAGACAUCUACCAACGCCUCCAUACGCAACACCGAUAAUCCCACCACGCACCCAAGUGCGACUGGCGUAUCGGAAACAACCCAUCAAGAUCAAGAAGCAGCUUUCAACUCUUCUGAGGGAGGAGCAAAAAUCUCGGAAAGUCCUAAGCCGAACAACCUUGAGCCAGAGACUCGGGCUGGAGAGCCACCGAACACGCCCGAGGACAUGCCAGUCGAUCCAUCCCAAAGAACGGAUGGAUUCGCUGAAUUCGAAGUACAAUCGCAGCGGAGCAGGGCCUCGUGGGACGUCAGCGAUGGCCUCUCCGAUGGUGACAACCAGAACGAGCCGCAGCAAAAUUCGGUGCCUGACGGAUUCAGAGUGUCGCGAACCAUGCUCUGGCUACGGUCAACCUCUGAACCACCUGCUCUUGCUCACUCGCUGGAAUCUAUGGCUGGAAUCCACCAUUACACAAGAGAUAUCGACACUGAAACUGGAUACUUUUUGCCAGAAAUCACAUAUCCAGACACCCUCAAAACUCUUCACGAAGGCCCGUCUCGUGAUCAAAGAGACAUCGCUUGGCGACAGGCCAACAUGACUGCAGAGUUACAGAUCAACAGAGAAAUCAGAAGCCGAGAGUUGCUUGCACUGAAGCUCAAGUCACAAAUCAAGCCGCAACUUGACCCUGUAGCUUUCAAACGCGAGGUUACUCCAAGGGCCAACUGUGUUGUGCGACCUGCUACGCCCCAGGAUUUCGCGGCCAUUGCAGCCAUCAUCAACAUGGAAAGCCGGACGAAGGGCAUCCCACAGGUCAUGGAAUGGAAAGAGGUCACGGGUGCUGAUGUGCAGAGGAUAUUCGACAAUUGCCGCGAUAAUUUGCAGCCGUUUGUCGUCGCUACGACUGCAGACCCCUUAAUGGACCUUGCCAACUGGCCUAUUGAUUCCUCGGAUCUCUAUGAAGAGUACCUCGCCUUUCGUUCAGCUCAAGCAAAGGUUGUGCCAAAGGUUCUCGGCUUCGCCUAUGUGAUGGAAGCCAGAGUUGGCAUGCUCGGAGGCUCAUGCCCAGGAUCAAGGCACACUGGUCAGGUCAAGAUCAUCGUCCAUCCCAACCAUCGAGGCAAGCUGUAUGGCUCAGCCUUGCUGGACAGGAUCCUUGUUUGCACUGCGCCGUUCCAUCGGAGAGUUCUGGAGUACGGCUGGCGGUGCCAAGACUCCUCCGGCGUGUAUGAAGAAAAUCCCGUCUUCAAUCGCCGCAAGUACGCUUGGAUCUAUAUCGAGAGGUUCUGCGACGGAAGAGAUGACGCUACACUGAAAAAGGCGAUCAGGUUCUUCGAAAAGUUUGAGUUCCAGGAGGCGUGCUACCUGCGCUGCGCUGUCAAGACAGAUCGAUACUACGAGAGCCAAUGGCUUGACCUGGUGCUGUGGGCACGCGAAGCGCAGCCGCGCUCCAACAUCGCGGACCUCUUGCCUGGCGCCCAGAAUCUGUGA
Messenger RNA from Trichoderma reesei QM6a, 1710 nucleotides. RefSeq lists its product as uncharacterized. Bases 1 to 1710 code for a protein of 569 amino acids. The record is from RefSeq and is a predicted model, not a curated record. Lineage: Eukaryota; Fungi; Ascomycota; Sordariomycetes; Hypocreales; Hypocreaceae. The transcript has a single exon. Gene Ontology annotation, molecular function: acyltransferase activity, transferring groups other than amino-acyl groups.